UAACAAUCUAUAGAAACUGAUAAAUGUCAAAUUUCAAAGUCAUUUACGGCAGUCUAUUCUAUCACUCGUUUUGAAAUGAUUUUAGUUCUAUUCGGAGAGACAUUUGAUUCCGAUUGUCGUUUCUAUAUACAAGUUCGAGCUAACACUCAAUAAGAAAGAAUCACUUGUUCAUUUUCAUUCUAAAGCAAAUAUUAUUUCAAGGCUCAAAAUGAGUGAUUCCAUCGUUUUAAAAAUUUUCGGAUUAAUUUUUGGAUGCGUGGUAUUUUUUACAUCCGUCUACUUCUUAAAUCAUGAAUUGACGCUUGCAAUUGCCAUUUUAUGUCCUCUUAAUAUGGUGUUGAGCCUCCUUUGGAUAUGUGGUAUCCUAAAUAACAAUGCGGACUUCAUGUGUUUUUACCUCAUCUGGUGGAAGUUAAUAUUCGUGAUCCUUUUCUUUAUAUCAAUAAUUCUCAGUUUUUCGGACGCUUUUUACUUUAUUGGAACGAUUGUAGAUCCAUAUAAUUCAAAUAGAUUAAAAGACUUAGGAGAAGUGAAUCAAAAUUUGUUGAUAUACAUUGUUUUUACAGUACUGGUGUGGAUAGUUGUAACUAUCAAGCAUUUGCUAUAUAAAACAAUCGAAGAAUCCGAACACGAAAGAAGUCUUAGUGACACGACCCAAGUGGAUGGAACAAAAAUGAACUUCUUUUUCAAACUCUUUUACAUAACCAAGUCCGUUGGAAAAUUUUAUUUGAAACCGUUUGAGGAUUGUUUUUCAUUUGACUUCCUUUCCGAAUUCGGUAAAUAUAUCUGCAAAAUUAUUGGACAUUAUUCAAGUGGAUGCACCCAAAUUGGAGUUGAAACAAUAUUAAAAGGAAAUAAGCAUGAAGAGAAUCCGUGCACCGACCAUUGCAAUGUAACCAUAGAAAAUGAAGAAACAACAACAAACAGAAAAAUUAUUGACACAAAUUCGAAUCCAAAGCCUGAAAAUGAUGUUCAAUGUGAUUCAUUAAAUGGUCAUUUAAAAACAAUAAAUGAAAAUAUAGCAGAAAAUACCGUCAAUGACGAAACAACAUCUAAUCAAAAUGAAAUCGCACACAACAACGAUGAAUUAAAGUCCAAAGAGCCGGAUUCUAACAUUGAUUCUCCAAGUACAUCAGUUGUCGAUGAUCAGAAAACAAAGACCGAUGUAAAAACAUUAGAUACAGACACAAAUACAAACACUAAAUCCGAAAAUAGUUACCAUUCGAAAUCUAAUGGAAUUCAGACGAUUGAAAGUGUUGAAAAAAUGCCGAAACAUGGUGAAAAAGUAUCGGAACAAAGUGAUACCACAAAGGAAGAAAUGGUUUAGAUUAUGUAAAUAUUUUAUAAGUAUCCCAUUCACAUAAGAUCAUCAUGUCAAGUGAAUUGAUAUUCAACGAAAAUAAAACAAGUAAAUAGUUAUCAA
Messenger RNA from Contarinia nasturtii (swede midge), 1423 nucleotides. RefSeq lists its product as uncharacterized. Lineage: Eukaryota; Metazoa; Arthropoda; Insecta; Diptera; Cecidomyiidae. The transcript is spliced from 4 exons. Bases 209 to 1327 code for a protein of 372 amino acids. The record is from RefSeq and is a predicted model, not a curated record.